This is a messenger RNA of Torulaspora delbrueckii, 1002 nucleotides long. It is a transcript of the gene MRX8, whose product is annotated as translation initiation/elongation factor MRX8. Bases 1 to 1002 code for a protein of 333 amino acids. The transcript has a single exon. Gene Ontology annotation, molecular function: GTP binding. The record is from RefSeq and is a predicted model, not a curated record. Lineage: Eukaryota; Fungi; Ascomycota; Saccharomycetes; Saccharomycetales; Saccharomycetaceae. Gene Ontology annotation, cellular component: mitochondrion.
AUGCGCCAUAUGCUGUGGAGAAGAUGCUUUCAUCAAAGUUCACGGUUAUUUGCACCGACGAUUGACAUCAAGAACAUAGUUUUCAAGACAAAAGUUGACCAUCCGAGCAUAUCCAAAGCGAAGGCCAAAUCACCGAAGCCAUUGCAGAGCAAGCACCCCAAGACAGUACCAACUCCAGACUUUUCUAGACUCUACAAGAAAUAUAAUAAGGGCCAUAUUGAGCCUACAGCUUCUGAUGUGAAUUCAGUCAACCAUUUUUUCAACAUUGCAGAUAUUAAGUAUGAAUGGAGUGCUGGUCAAUUCAUUGAUGUACCAGGAGAAAAGUUGCGGGAGAAAUACGAUGAAGAGCUGAAGGUGAGAAGUGCUGAUUCGACUAAGAAAUUUCCCGGCAAAACCUACGUCCCAUUCGAGCUAGUCAAUGGCCUGCCCGAGGUGGCAUUCUUGGGGAAAUCUAACGCUGGUAAAUCGACCCUAUUGAACAAUCUAACAACGGAUCUUAAACGAACCUCUUUGGACGGUUUUGCACGAGCCUCUAGGUGGGCGGGUUUUACCAAGACUUUGAACUCAUUCAACGUCGGCAAUCGAUUUCGAAUAAUCGAUACUCCCGGAUAUGGUUUUAACAGUAGCAAUACCCAAGGUAUCCUUACAAUGGAAUACUUGAAAAACCGGAAAGAACUCUCUAGGUGUUUUUUACUGAUUUCUGCCGAACAAGGAUUUGGUGAAUUUGAUGUUCAAGUGAUCGACUUCAUGAAAUCAAAUGCCAUCCCUUUCGAGAUUGUAUUCACCAAGAUGGAUAAGGUCCAAAACAUUAAGGAUUUUGAAAAGACCUUGGAAGCCGACCAAGAAUUUCUACGAUCCACAAUGGCCAGAUUAAUUUUCACAAACUCAUCAGUGACAAAGACUUGCAAGAAAAGAUUUGGCAUCGAUCUCCUCCGCCUUAUAAUACUUGAAAGCUGCGGCCUGAGCCCCAGAUUGAAGCCUUCAAGAAAGAGAUCAGUAUGA